AUGCCCUCCAGCUCGCACUCCACCAGCCCGUCCAACUCUACCGGCAACUCAAGCUCUUCACGCUGGAGAGAACGCCUGCGCCUGCGCUUCCGCCGCCGCCAGUACACCUCUCUCAGCCCUGACGGCUCGACACCCAGCCCCUCCAAUGCCUCCACGCAAACUGGCUCCGAAACACGGCACCAUGCGGACGACACCAACUCACGUCUCGAGGAAGAAGACAUCUGGGUGGACCGGGAUACACUGAACUCGCAGGAGCUUCUGGAGUCGAAUGAGGGUCACUCCAAGGACCUCCACCGCAAGGACGAGGACGCCCUUCCCGAAAACCUCACCGUUAACGAGAUGACCUGUGUCGAGGGCGCCGUGGAGGAAGACCAGUCUCAACGGUCCAAACUCACACAAACGCAACAAGCUGCCCAGAAGGAAGACAGAGACCAUGCUGAAGAGCAACAGUCUGAGCCUCAUCCAAACAGCACCAGCCCACCUCAUCCGCCGAUCCCAAACAGAAAGCCCUACCGCUGCCGGAUCUGCGGAACGACAUAUUACGCCCAGAGCCAGACCCGGGGAUUGUGCUAUAUCUGCGCAUGCACGCUCUCCCUGUAG
Trichosporon asahii var. asahii CBS 2479 is the source of this 600-nucleotide messenger RNA. RefSeq lists its product as uncharacterized. The coding region runs from base 1 to 600 and encodes 199 amino acids. The transcript has a single exon. Lineage: Eukaryota; Fungi; Basidiomycota; Tremellomycetes; Trichosporonales; Trichosporonaceae. The record is from RefSeq and is a predicted model, not a curated record.